AGAAUUGGAUCUAGGUCAAGAAGGAGAUGAAUCUUGUUAGCUCGGAGAGCCAACAGUGCGAGGAUGUAGAGGGGGCUCGACUCUUAUGCUGUCGUGGGGUGGUGGUAAACGAUGGGAUAGAGCAGGUGGAGCACCACGUCCUCAACCUCACGGGAGACGGCUCCUUCUAUGGACGGUGGCGGUCGACGAGUGGUCAUCCCGACCGCCGACACAUGGCAGCAGUCAUCCCGCGUUUGACGAUGGCUAGAUAUCCCGGUUCAACCUCAUUUGCCGCCUUAGGCACCACCUUUUGUUGCGUCGGAGGCGAUUCUCCAGACUUAUUUCUCUUUGAUGCUGCCCAGCAUGAUCAGUCAUGGAGGAGAGGUCCAUCUAUGCUCGAGCAUAGGGUUUGUCCUCGGGUUGUGGCUAUAGGCAAUAACCUCUUUGUUUUCGGCGGCUGCUCAGCUACAUCACGUCGUGCUUCGUGGGCGGAGGUUUACUAUAUGAGCACAGAUAAGUGGACCUAUCUACCUCCUUUGCCCCCUCAUCUUACGCCUUCCACUGGGGCUGGCCGGAAGAGUUUUUUUGCGGUAGCAAUCACUGUUGGAGGGGAUGAGUCCAAACAGAUUGUUGUUGGGGGUUGGGGCCAAAUGUUUUGCACCUAUCAGUUAAGUACCCAAACAUGGUCUUGUCCCCAUUUUGAUCCCGAACUCGUGAGCUACUUCACGCCCGACUCAGUUGCCAUUGGGAGUACGUUGUAUUCCUUUUCCCGUUCUGAGAGUUGCUUUUUGGCGUAUGAUUUUGAUAGCCAGACAAUGUUUGGUGGUGCUUUAUGCGGUCGAGGAGCCCAGAAAUGCUUAGAUACAUGGACAUCUUCUCUCUGUGAAGGUUUAUUGGUGCUUCCUGAGGAUGAUGGUGAUGAUGGUAGCGUGCACCUCCUUUUUGUUUGGUCUAAAGAAAAGCUUCGUUUUCUUCCUUCAUCCUCUUGGGACCCACCUACCCCAGCUACCCGUACUUACCUCCACUGUACUAGAGUCCGAGUGUCCAAAGUCACCAGUUCUCGGAACGUUCAAUCUAGUUACUUAGAUGCAUCGAUUGUUUCGUCGUGGUCUCUUUCCAUUGGGCAUAGUUUCCAGCUUCAAGAUGCACUCUUCAUGGAUGCGGUGGAGGGACUAGAAGAACUAUCUUCAUAGGACGAAGAACUAUCUCCACAGUGCUUAGAGCUCAUUUGCUCAGGCCAGUUGCUUGUCGGAUGUCAUCGAACGUACUUAUGUUUUUGCGAGCGAGACAAAGCACAUUUGAUUUAUCAAUGUUUUGUUUUCUGGCAAUAUAUUAUAGGAGUAGUCAAAGUGUCAAACAAGAUAGAUUCUGUGAAUCGCACUUGUGAAGUGUUUAAUCUUAUGCAAUGUAUUAUUGUAUUUGGGAAUUGAGUUAUUAUGAAGUGUAAUUAUGCACUAGUUAGUAUUAUCCUCGGUUUAUGAGACUUUUAAUUAGUUAGCACAAUUGGUUUUGACUGAAAUUAUUGUCUGGAUAAGCACUGUAGUGUACUUUUUGUUAUACAAAAAGGAAGAGCAUCAAGGAGAUGCUACCCAAGGCCUACACUUAAUGUAUUCAAGUGUCAAUGUUGUUGGGUUUUGGUAGUCGAAAAAUAGUCUGGAAAGCUUCAUAACAGAGGAUGUGAUCAGUUUGUACGAGUCAUAAGAUGUACAUAUCCUGAUAUCCCUUUUUGACAAACAUAAUAGACCAAUCCCUUGUUUUUUCUUUUCUGUUUUGGGUGAACUUAAUAGCUGCGUUAUGCCAACAUGGACAGCACCUACUUCUGUACUUAAAGGUCCAGUAGUUGAAGAGGAGAUAUCCACAUACUGCAUUUAUCUCGUUUUAGCUGACUGUCUUAUUGUGUGAUUUUAAACAAACAGGUGAUGUGCAUCGUUCUUGGUAUUGUGGAACUUUUCAUGGGAUGGUCAUGGCUGGGUUUCUACCUUCCGGAGCAAUCUAUAAUGAAUUUCAUACACAUACUGGGAUCACAGAAGUUAAAACAACACAUAUCUUAUUCAAAGUGCUUUUUAUUCUUCCCAUAGUUGUUACUAUAAUACAGUGGCAUUGACAUGCUUCCAACCCGUUGCUGAAGAUCACGAAUGGUGAGUGGUGGUAUGUACUAUCGUAGGGUACUUGUUGUUUCUGCGUCAUUCUUUAAUCUCUACAGACUGGUAUCUUAACGAGGCUGCUCUGUAGGAGUUGAUAUCUUUUACAACAUUGCUUCUUUUCAAUUUGAUUGUCUUUCAGAAAUUUGAAUUUCUGCAUUCUUAUGUAGUUGCAUUCAAAUGGUAGUAGUCAAAGUUGAUCCCAGUUUUUUAGGUUACCAGAAAAAAUGUAGGUACAUUAUCUUAAAUUUUGAGUUUAUUUAACCCGCAAUAUGUUUUUAGUGUAGUUUCACAUGGGUGCAGCAUUUGGAUUAGGAGUUCUUAAAGAACAUUAUCUGAUUUAACCAGAUGACAAUACCAUAUCAAUGGCCUCCCAUCGUAAUUGCUGUUACGGUAGCUUCCAAACUGUAUCUAGUGAUGAUAAGAAAGGGUCUGAAAGGUUCCUUCACACAAUUUCCUGUCAAAUGUUAGAAGGUUACUUUCAACUGGUAUGCUGCGUCGGGCAGCCAUGAAGUAUAUUGCCUGGUCUCUGGAGGUACAUUUUACUGUCCAUGAUCUUUCCGAUAAGUUUAUAAUGUGUUGAGUCUUGGUUCUUUCGUGCAUGGUAAAAGGAGCUUCACAGUAUCAUUAAGACCCUGUUCAGUUUGGGUUUUGAAGGAGGUUUUUAAGAGUAAUGAGUGGAGAGAGAUGAAGAAUAUUUAUUGAGAACCGUGCGCAAGGGGUUUGAGUCCCCCAAACGAACAAGCCCUAAAGGUUCUUGUUAUCUGGGUUGACAGUCAAGUAAUUUUGCAAGGGCAGUUGAACAUUGUGUUUGUUUUCCUCAAGGUUCCCUUAGAUAUUCUCUUCAGCUAAUUGCCAGUAGUUUAACUCUCUGUGUAAAAGGACGUUAAUACUAUUCCAAUGAUCCAAUCAGGCUACUUUGGGCCUACCUCAAUAAUCGAAACCAUUUAUUGUGUAGCACGUCGAAUACUACAACCUUGCAAAAAAUUAUGUUGAUUGAAUACAGAUCAAUACUUGAUCCGAGCACAUUUAACUUCAGGCAAGUGGAUUUUAUGUGUGUCAGUGUUCAUGGACUUCCUGCUUAUCAGGCUCCAAGUGAUACUUUCUAAGUUUGGUGGUCUUGUAAGUCUUAUAUACAUGCAUUGUAUAGGGAAUUGGAAGAGUUAAUUCUUUGUAUGUACGUAUUGCUUCCAGUAUGAGGAUAUUCUGAUCCCAUAUAUUUUGAUUUUGUCAUUGUAGAUGUUCACGUUACCCUGAAUACGAUUAGAAAUGGCUGCAUACUUAUCUCUGGGAGUGUUCAUCUCCAUCAUAAGCCAUCCCACUCAAAGUCCUUCCUCUUGGCUUCUGCAUGCAUCCCUCGCUAACCUACUAGUGUUUCAUUUCCUUAUAUUAGGACUUCAUGGGGACCCUUUCAAGAGCUGGAACUGAUUUCUUCCAAAGCUUCAACGACAAAAAGGCUAGAUACCUCCACCAUAAUACUACUAAGCAGAAAUUCAUUUUUUGAUGAUGGUGUUCAAGCUCUUAAUUUGAACCUCAAGUUCUUGGAAUGGCAUCCAAGAGACUAGACCAUAGGGACAUGGUAGGGGGCUUGUUCCUCUUUACCGAGCAUCAAGCUCAAACCAAAUUCAAAACAACUGCCUUAAUCCUAUCUGUUUAGUAUUUUGGAUAAAAAAAUAAAUAAUCAACCUUGAAAUAAUUCCGGUACCAGCUAACAUACUAUUCCAUCUAUAUUGUAUUUACUCAUAUGGAUUCGUCGUGGGACUUUGUUGAUUAAAGUAAUCAAGAUCAAGAUCAUCUUUUAAUCUUUUGUCAGAGAAAGAUGAACUGGCACUCCAUGAAUUUUCCUCUAUGAUAUGCUAAACAGUUGAAAAUUUUGGUAAUUGUGAUAUGGCUCGGCCUCUGGUGGUAUUGGUUUCUUUUAGACCAAUUAUCUGUUUUCCUGAAUGAGCUUAUGCGCAUCUUUCUUCAAUCCUUUGGCAGGGGUUCCUCCGCAUCUGGUUGCUGAAUUGUCACCACUUUUGUGUUGUGAUCAAGGUGUCAUGUUACAUACAAUGCGACACACCAAUUAUUUCACUGACCCAACCACUUGUUGGCAUUUAACAACAGGGCUCGAAAUGCUUAAGUCCACAUUAUUAGUACUAGUUCACAUGGUUCAGGGACAUCCAGACAAAAUUGGAACAAUGCAAAGAAUAUUAGCAUGGCCCAUGUGCAAGGAUGGCACGCACCAAUCGAGAAAUGGUCAUUUUUAUAGGAAGUGUUAUGAUGGUAUUUUGUUUGCUAAAGUUACAAAUAUUUUGUUGUGGUUGAGCUUUGGUAAUUUGAAUUCAGUUUGAUGAUUAGGGUUUGAGCUAUGUAUAACUCGCUAUGGUGGUGGGUUCUUUUGAUUCCA
Molecule: messenger RNA, 4509 nt
Organism: Rhododendron vialii
Lineage: Eukaryota; Viridiplantae; Streptophyta; Magnoliopsida; Ericales; Ericaceae
Exons: 3
Coding region: 27-1172 (381 amino acids)
Molecular function (GO): protein binding
Source: RefSeq, a predicted model, not a curated record